Molecule: messenger RNA, 1216 nt
Organism: Colletotrichum godetiae
Lineage: Eukaryota; Fungi; Ascomycota; Sordariomycetes; Glomerellales; Glomerellaceae
Product: S-adenosyl-L-methionine-dependent methyltransferase
Exons: 5
Coding region: 207-893 (228 amino acids)
Source: RefSeq, a predicted model, not a curated record
CGGCUUGAUCUCGCGCAUGCGAUGAUUGUCAAGGCGACCGACGGGCAGCAAACUCUUCCAUGCCCCUCUCUAUUGGGACAAAAUCCAUUCCAUUCUAGAUAUCGGGACAGGCACCGGACUUUGUAUGAAGAAAUCCAUUCCAAAACAUGGCUUGAUGUGAAGAGAGUGGAAAUGGUUGACCAAACAUUUUUACAGGGGCUGUUGAAAUGGGCGACAUCUUUGAACGCGCCGAGGUUUACGGGAAUGACUUGAGCGCCAUUCAGCCCCAAUGGGCACCUCCUAAUGUCAGGUUUGAGAUCGACGACGUUGAGAGUCCCUGGGUUGAGACCAAAAAGUACGACUUCAUCAUGUGCCGCUACAUGACAGCCUCAAUUACGGACUGGCCCAAGCUGGUCCGCAACAUUUACGACCACCUAAACCCGGGCGGCUGGGUCGAGUUCCUAGACAUGAACCCGGAAUUCUACUCCGAGGAUGGCAGCUACACCCAAGACCACGCCACGUACAAGUGGAACCAGGCCUUUUUGGCCGCCAUCCGGGCCGUUGGGCGUGACCCGACCCCUGGCCCGGGACACGAGGCCCGCGUCCGGGAGGCGGGCUUCACCAACGUCACGGCAGAGAAGUACAAGGCGCCGCUGACGCCCUGGGCCAAGGACCAGCACUACAAGGACCUGGGUAUGAUGAACCUGGUCCUGACGAUUGAUGGCUUGGAGGGGUUUUCGAUGAAGAUGUUUACUGAAGUCCUUGGUCGGACGAGGAAGGAGGUCGAAGUGGAGAUCAUGGGCGUGAGGAACGAGUUGAAGGCCAAUCCGCCAAUUUUCCGUGCGUUGGUUGAACUCGAUGUUGUGUACGGACAGAAACCGCUUGCUGAGCCUGAAGAUCACACCGAGGCAUGAUUCUUCUCAACGAUGAGACGAGCCUUUCUUGUCAAGUCGUGUUGGCUGCAGCAGUCUCGCUCAUCAUUUACACUUUGGCAUACAAAUUCUUCUCUACUAGGAGCCUACGCAAGAGUCGGGCGUUUACCUACCCUUGUAGAACUUGAGGUUAUGCGUAAUGGAGGAUUUAAGACUCUCUCAAGCAUGAGAAACGCAUAGCCAGGAGUAAGAUUCCAUUUUAAGAGGCUUUUCUAUAUUCAUUCUAUCGGUUGUUACACUUAAUCACACUACUAGUACGCCCCAGCAUCGCUCUGUUUGGAAAAAUAAAAUGACCUCAGCCACAA